Molecule: messenger RNA, 282 nt
Organism: Dibothriocephalus latus
Lineage: Eukaryota; Metazoa; Platyhelminthes; Cestoda; Diphyllobothriidea; Diphyllobothriidae
Source: the annotation of a GenBank genome assembly
GAGGAUGGCCACCAUUGGCCAGCGCCUUUUCUGCCUGUCAAGGUCAUCGAGUGGUUGGCGCAGAUGCAGCGCCAGCAGCACAAACUGCCAGUUGCCAGUUCGCGACGAAACGCUGAUCUCAUGGCGGCCGCACUCAUGCAUCGGCUCUAUCCAGCCAGACUCCUCUUUCACAGCCUGUUCUGGCCAACGCUGGUGCUGGUUGUGGGUCUCCUGCUGACCAUUAUCGCUUACGCUAUUGAUGGGUGCAAGGUUUGGGUUACCGACAUGACUGUUAUUGCGUAG